Rhododendron vialii is the source of this 652-nucleotide messenger RNA. Its product is annotated as peamaclein-like. The coding region runs from base 138 to 404 and encodes 88 amino acids. The transcript has 2 exons. The record is from RefSeq and is a predicted model, not a curated record. Lineage: Eukaryota; Viridiplantae; Streptophyta; Magnoliopsida; Ericales; Ericaceae.
CCCUCCCUUUUUGCUUCACUCCAUCAUAGCACAAUUGCACUCUUUUGUCACACACUUCCGCUUGAUAAUCAUACAAACUGUACCUGGAGAGAGAGAGAGAGAGAGAGAGAGAGAGAGAGAGAGAGAGAGAGAGAGAGAUGAAGCUAGCUUUUGCAACAUUCCUUGUGGUGUCACUUUUUCUCAGCUCUUUCCUCCUCGAGACCGCAAAUGCUGGUUCAAGUCUUUGUGACUCCAAGUGUGGGGAUAGGUGCGCAAAAGCUGGGGUGAAAGACAGGUGCCUGAAAUACUGUGGGAUAUGCUGCGAGGAGUGCAAGUGUGUGCCCUCCGGGACUUAUGGCAACAAGCAGGAGUGCCCUUGCUAUAGGGACAAGAAGAACUCCAAGGGCAAACCAAAGUGCCCUUAAAAAUCAUCAGUGCCUAUUUUGAAUCAUGACCUAAUGGUCCUAAUCCAUAUCACAUCAUUUCAUCUAUAUAUUAUAGCCGUUGCAAGGUUAUCUUAAUAGAGGGAGACUAGGUUAUGUGUGGGGGAAUAAUUAAAUUAGGAUACUUUGCCCCAGUGCUGGUUGCCUGGUUAUGAUGUACAUUUUUUUUUUUAAUCCAGUUUGUUGAUGGUUUUGGAAAAUAGUACAGUUGUAGAAUUUUGUUUCGGAAA